AUGAACCCCGCCGCCUCCUUUGCAGCUCUGCGCGCACCCCUCCGCCGCGCGGUCGCCACUGGGCCCUCGUCGGUCCCCCGCACCCGCGCCGCCAUUGCGCUGUACGGUCGUGGCCUGUCGUCGACCGCCGUCCGCCUGAACGAGCAAAAGUCCGAGUCAGCAGACGGCAAGAAGGACGAGCAGUCUGAGGCUGGCAAGAAGAAGGACGAGAAGAAGAGGUCGACCGCCGAGGACGAUGGACCUCCCCAGAGCCCCUGGAAGGUCUUCAUGCAGGUGUUCAAGGAGGAGAUCGACAAGAACCAGGGCUGGCAGAACAACGUCAAGCAGCUCCAGGGUGACGUCGACAAGCUUGCCGACAGCACAGCGAUGAGGAAGGCGCGCACCCUCUACGAGCGUAACAGGAUGGCCAACCUCAUGAAGGAGAACCCCCGUCUGCAGGCCGCCUUCCUCGACCUCAAGAAGGCCGGAUACACGGCCAACGACAUUAUCAGCCGUGCUCUCCAGGACUCUGAGAUCCUCAAGGCCAUUUCGCUCUACUCCAACGCCGUCGCUCUGUAUGCCGACCGUGCGUCCGCCCCGCUCCGUGACACCGAGGCGUACAAGCAAAUUGCUGCCAGCUUUGAGGAGGCAUUCGACGAUGCCGGAGGCAACGCUCUCCGUUACGGUGGUUACACCGAGAAGGAGGACCGCAGGAGGAGGCGUGAGAUUCGUCGUGCCAAGGCUGGCAAGGCCAGCAAGCGUGUUGCGGCCAACCCUGACGCCGGUGAGGCCCUCGUCCUGUCUUCGGAGAAGGAGCCCCAGUCGUCGCGCAUGGCGUUCAUCACCGAGUCGCCCACCUACCUGCGCUGGAAGGAGGCCUACGAGGAGUCCGAGUCGCCCGCCGUCGAGACCCUGCGGUCGAUUACCUCGACCAUUGGCGGCUGGUUUGACGAGAACGAGACUGUCAAGGUCAUCCGCACCAUCCGCGAGAUUGACCCCGACUUCCGCAUGGACUCGUUCACCCGCGAGCUGCGCGAGUACAUUGUCCCCGAGGUUGUCGACGCGUACCUCUCGGCCGACAGGGAAUCGCUCAAGCAGUGGUGUGGUGAGGCUACGUUCAACGUGCUCUGGGCUACCAUGGGCCAGUACAUCAAGCAGGGCCUGGUGUCCGACUCGAAGAUUCUGGACAUUAAGCACGUCGACAUUGUGCAGGGCAAGCUGCUGGAGAAUGACGUUCCCGUCUUUGUUGUCUCGUUUGCCUCGCAGGAGAUCCUCAUGUUCCGCUCGGCCAAGACUGGCGAGGCCAUUAUUGGCGACGAGAACAGCGUCGAGCAGUGCCGCUACGCCAUGGUGCUCACCCGUGUCGAGAGUGAGAUCGACAACGAGCUCACCAGCGGUUGGAAGGUGGUCGAGAUGGCCAGGCGCGGACAGAAGGGAUUCAUGUAA
This is a messenger RNA of Apiotrichum porosum, 1425 nucleotides long. It is a transcript of the gene TIM44, whose product is annotated as protein translocase subunit. Gene Ontology annotation, cellular component: mitochondrial inner membrane. Gene Ontology annotation, molecular function: protein-folding chaperone binding. Lineage: Eukaryota; Fungi; Basidiomycota; Tremellomycetes; Trichosporonales; Trichosporonaceae. The transcript has 4 exons. The coding region runs from base 1 to 1425 and encodes 474 amino acids. Gene Ontology annotation, biological process: protein import into mitochondrial matrix. The record is from RefSeq and is a predicted model, not a curated record.